Messenger RNA from Aedes albopictus (Asian tiger mosquito), 7801 nucleotides. It is a transcript of the gene fra, whose product is annotated as neogenin. Bases 829 to 5367 code for a protein of 1512 amino acids. Gene Ontology annotation, biological process: cell-cell adhesion. NCBI's taxonomy places the organism in Eukaryota, Metazoa, Arthropoda, Insecta, Diptera, Culicidae. The record is from RefSeq and is a predicted model, not a curated record. Gene Ontology annotation, molecular function: protein binding. Gene Ontology annotation, cellular component: membrane. The transcript has 10 exons.
CCGGUUGUUGUCGAACAUCUGACAUCGGGGCUUCUUCUUGGCAGGCAUUUCGCUUUCUUCUUCAUUGUAUUCAUUUGUGUUUGAUUUUACUACAAACGGCGUCUCUUGCGGGUGCAACACAAACAGAAGAAACGAAGAAAAAAAAAAGCAUGAAAGAAUAUGCGGCUCCAGCCAGAGUUGCGGCAGCACGGUUGUAGUGGUGUUGUUUCGUCUGGACCCAUUCAUUCGCAAUAUGGCCGGCUCGGGAGUAGGAUGCUGUUGUAGUUGUCGUCGUCCACCGUCGUCGUCGCCGUCGGUUGUCGCGUAGAGAGUCCUAUUCUGGUUGUGAGGCAUUAGAAACCGUCGCGAGUUCAUCGGGUGAGGAUAUACCGGAGAACAGUGUCCUAUCGCGCGGAGGAUUUUUUUACGGCCGUUCGAUAUGGGAUUGCGCAAGUGGGGUGAGGGCGAGUGAAAAAAGAUGGGGUAAAGGUGUUGAAUUUUGAAGCAUCAGAAAACAACGGAUGGAUUGGGCUGACUUGCUGGAAAGGUUGGAAUUUAUCAAAUUGUGAAUUAAAGUUCGAUUGGUGGCGUGUGAUAUAGAUUGGCGGAGAUUGGAGCAAGUGCCAGAGAGGAAAGAAGCGAUAAAAUAUUGUGGUGCAGCCGGAUGGCAGUGCAGUGUAUUCGUGUUUUCUUGUGUCGCUGUUGAGCCAGCCGAUCGAAGUGAAGAGAAAGAGCAGUGGGCGAGGCAGCGAAGAAUAAAGAAGUUUGUUUGGAGCAAAAUUUGAAUGUUUUCUUAGCCAUUGUGGCCAGCGGCAAACGGGAUUGGUUUUUGCUAAUGAAAAAUCAAAGAUGAAUAUGCUAGGAGCAGAACGAAUCACGGCAGGCUGCUUGUGGCCCACAGAAAGGGUUGGGAGUGCAGGCAGCAGGCGAUGGAAUCUAAUGAUAUGCGGAUUUGUCAUCUCGCUGAUGUUUACAGCGUGUUACAGCAGUCAAGCCCUUGAGUUCACAGUGGAACCGUCGGACGUGACGGUGCCGGAAGGAAACUCGGUUCUUCUGCAAUGUGCCGGACGGGUGGAUCCAAAAGCGUCGCUCCUGCGCGAGGGGAAAGUGGCUCCGAACAUUCGAUGGCGAGGUCCCGAUGGGCAGGAUAUUGGCAUUGUAGGAGAUACCUUCCGGUCACAGCUAACCAAUGGGUCGCUGUACAUCAGUACGGUGGAGAGCAAUCGGGGGCUGACCGGGUUCUACCAUUGUUUGCUCACCGUGGACGGAGUGGGCACGAUAGUGAGUCGGUCGGCUCGGGUGGCCAUUGCAGAUCGUCCCGAGAUCAACCAGGACUCACACGAAAUCUACCUGUACACCGGCCAAACGGCAUACUUCAAGUGCAUGUCCAGCACCCUGCCCUCCAGUCUUGAGGCUCGCUAUCACGUCGAGUGGCUCAAAGACGAAUCCCCCCUUCAUAUGGACUACACCCGGAUGCUCCUGUUGCCCUCGGGUGCGCUGGAAAUCGACGAGGUAGUCCCGGCCGAUCGAGGGACCUACCAGUGCAACGUCACUUCUGGGAUAUUCUCCAACCUGAGCAGUAAGUCGAAUUUGAACAUCAAGUCGACAGCGGGACAGCCGCAGAGUUUUGAGCCGCCCUCGUUCGUGAUAGUGCCUCAACCGCAGACGGUUCGGGAAGGCGAUACGGUCAUAUUGGACUGUGUAGCCAAUGGGAACCCGAAACCCACGAUCAAGUGGUUGCGAAAUGGCGAGGAAAUCGAUAUGAAUGAUUUGGAUUCGCGGUUUCGGAUCAUUGGGACGGGGUCGUUGCAGAUAAAUUUCAUUCAGGAUCUGGAUGCAGGUGACUAUCAAUGUCGGGCGAGUAAUUCGGAGGAUUCGUUGGACGCCUCGGCGACGGUCCAGGUACAAGUUCCGCCAAAGUUUAUGCUGAGUCCGGAGGAUAAGGUCGCCUACGAGAAAGAGGAGUUGGAGCUGCAGUGUUCGAUCCACGGCAAACCAACGCCCAUUAUCCAGUGGUUGAAGAAUGGCGAUUUGAUUACGCCGAACGAGUACAUGCAGAUUGUCGGAGGCCACAAUCUAAAAAUAUUCGGCCUCAUUGGUUCGGACGCGGGCAUGUUCCAGUGCAUCGGUACCAACCCGGCUGGGAGCGUUCAAGCUGCGGCCCGGCUCGAGAUCAUCGAACCAGGACAAAAACGACACAAGAACAAGAAGUACCACCAGAAUCAAGGCAAAAUGAAAUCUUACGAGAAGCCCAUCCAUUCCGACCCAAAACUUUCCAAGGGCAUUUUAGACAGCUUACUGUCGAAGACGAAAGACAAGGCCAACAUCAAUCAGAACAAGUUCCAGUACGACGACUACACUGACGAUGACUACCUUGAACACGAGGAAGACCACGACGAAGACGAAGACGACUCUGGGAAAAUCUACGCCCUGAGACCUAACGAAGACCCGAACAAGCUGUACCAAUCGCUAACGACUGGGACACGAUCAUCCGAAGCCGGUCCACCCGAAAUUGGACACUUUUCUAAUUCACACUAUCCCAUCAACGCUGUCACGCGGAAAUAUCCGAAAACGCACCUUCUAGAUGGAAGUGGAAAGUUUGCAGCGCCACUCCCCGGACCCCCGCGAGAUCUACAGGCGCAGAUCGUGAAGCCGCGCUUCAUUACCCUGAGCUGGCUGGAACCGGCCAAGAACCCGGACGAGGUCAUCUCUUACUCGGUGUACUACAAGAUGCAUACCAGCGAGAGGGAACGCAAAAUCACCACAAAUUCCCGCGACGAACAAGAAGUUAACAUCCAAUCGCUCCUACCCGGGAAGACCUAUCAAUUCCGGGUGAUCGGAAACAGCAAUCACGGCUCCGGCGAGUCUUCCCAAGUGCUGGAAGUUCGAACCCACUCGGAGGAGAACAUCGCUGGACCUCCGCAGAACAUUCGCGGUGAAGCCCUCUCCGAUAAAGAGAUCCAUUUGCAGUGGGACCCACCUUUGACAUCGACCGCCGAGAUCUCCAAGUACCGCGUGUACUACGCCGAAAACGACAACGGCGACGAAAUGUACUCGGACACUAUGUCCACCGAUAUCACCAUUAGCGAACUUCGGCCCUACACCGAGUACACGCUGUACGUUGUCCCGUGGAACCAGAUGGGCAUGGGAGAUCCCUCGCACGAAAUCGUCGUCAAGACCCAUUCAUCCGUCCCGUCGGAAGCGCCCUCGAACGUCACCCUGGAAGCGUCCAGCUCGACGUCGAUCACCAUCCGGUGGCAACCGCCGCCGGUGGAAGAUCGCAACGGACAGAUCACCGGUUACAAGAUUCGCUAUCGGAAGAACAAGAAACCGCUGCAGGUGGACACGACUCCGGCCAACGUUCGGCACUGGGAACUGAAGGGGCUUGACCGAUUGUCCGCGUACCAGGUCAAGAUCGCUGCCAUGACGGUGAAUGGUUCGGGACCGUUUAGCGAGUGGCACCACAUCGAGACGUACGAGAACGAUCUGGACGAGUCGCAGGUUCCCGGGCAGCCCGGGUGGAUCAAAACCCGUCCCGGUGCGGAAAGCAUAACGGUUCUGUGGGCACCUCCGAACCACCAGGAAAUCAAAGUACGCAACUACAUUCUCGGAUGGGGCAAAGGAAUCCCGGAUGAGGACACCAAUGACGUCGAAGAAAACAUUCGAUCGUUUGAAAUCCGAAAUCUAGAGCCCAAUACGGAGUACGUGAUCUCGCUGCGAGCGCGGAACAAUAUGGGCGAUGGCCCUCCGAUCUACGAUACCGUGCGUACCCGUGAAGACUCUCCCAUAGAAGCUCCAACCCCUCUGGAAGUACCCGUUGGUUUGCGGGCGAUCCCAAUGUCCGGUACCUCAAUCGUAGUGUACUGGACGGACACGACGCUGAGCAAAAGUCAGCAUGUAACCGAUAACCGGCACUACGUGGUAAAGUUCAAUCCGACCUCAUCCUCCAGAGUCCGGUUCUACAACACGACCGACCUCAACUGCAUGAUUGGAGACCUCCGACCAAACACUCAAUACGAAUUCGCCGUCAAGGUCGUCAAAGGUCAUCGCCAAUCCGCGUGGUCCAUGUCGGUGAUCAAUUCCACGCACCAAGCGGCCCCAGUGUCACCCCCUCGAGAUCUGACUGUAUCCUACGACGAUCGCAAUCCUUUGACUGCCAUCCUUCAGUGGCAACCUCCCAAGCACAGUAACAGCCCGAUCAACGGCUACGUGGUCCUCUACACCACCGACCCGAACAAACGGGAUCGAGAGUGGAACGCCGAAGCGGUGGUUGGAGACAAGACCUCUGCAGAAAUCACCAACCUGGAGCCUCACACAACGUACUACUUCAAAGUACAAACUCGCAACUCCAAAGGCUACGGUCUGUUCUCCGCCAUGGUAUCGCAAACCACCGGAGCCGACGUAGACUCCAGCGAGAACCUCUCCAUGCCGAAGGCGAUCUCUUCGGAAAUGAUCUACGUGAUCGUUGGAUUCUCGAUCCUUACGGCGGUGAUUGCCGUGUCCGUCGUGGUUCUCAUCUGUCGAAAGAAGCCGGAAGGAACGCCAGAACACGCAAAGAAGAGCUACCAGAAGAACAACGCGGGUAUUAUUAAGCCUCCGGACCUGUGGAUCCAUCACGAUCAGAUGGAGCUCAAGAACAUGGACAAGAGCAAUCACAGUACGACACCGGGAUCGGUGGAUGGUGGUGCGAGCAGUAGUGGAGCCAUGACGCUGCCUCGGUCUGUGGGUGGACACGAGUACGACAGUGAAACGCCAAUCACCCACGUGACGAAUUCGUUGGAUAAGCGAAGUUACGUUCCUGGUUAUACAGGAACAACGACCCCUCUAAGUUCCACCAUGGAACGACCACAGUACCCCCGAACACAGUACAACAUGGCCUCGAGGCCGCAUAUAAGUCUCGAUCAGCAGACGCUGUCGCAGCAGAGUCUACUGCAGCAACCCCCUCAGUUGCCUCCGGCGAACUCGUUGGUCCAAACGCCGGAAAAUCCAUACACUUACGAAGGAAACUAUAGCAAUCCCAACGUGACGUACGCUCCGGGCAUGACCGUGGAUGCUCCAAAACGGGGGCAGGGUCAUCCGCUCAAGAGCUUCAGUGUACCUGCGCCACCAGCGUCGACGCCGAUCAUCAGCAGUCAGGGCAAGCAUGCACAAACCCCCUCGGUAACGAUACGUCCGCAGAACUCGUCCCCCUACAAGAAGCCCCCGUCGCUCUCGACGAGCUCACUCACCAACCGGCUCCAAACGGGACCGGCAGUGCAGCACUCAACCGACGAAAUCCAACGGUUAGCGCCUUCCACUUCGACCGAGGAACUGAACCAGGAGAUGGCCAACCUCGAGGGCCUCAUGAAGGAUCUCAGUGCAAUAACGGCCAACGAGUUCGAGUGCUGAAUGGGUGUGGCAGAUGGGGUCUUACUAGAUGCACCCAAGGAGGACACCCGUGAUGAACUGUUUAGUCAUUCUCAUUUAGAAGAAAAACUAAUUUUAGUUGAAAGCGAAAUUCUGGGGAGCUUCUCUCUUGUCGAUUCUAUGGUGUCUUUGUUCAUAGAAUGGCUGAGAUGGGAAGCCUUCCCAUCAUCGUGUCAAAUCACGUGUAUACAAGUUUUAAGUGCUUUCUCGCUGAUACUUUAACUCUCCCAAACCGAAACGUAAUAUAUAUGUGGAUUAGGUGUUUUAAAUCUAUUUAUUUAUUCUCGUGAAAACAGAAACACUGAAUCAAAAUCGUACUAUGAAAAUGCAUGAUUUAUCUGUCAAAUAUAUUUCGAUAACAAAUUGAAAGCAGCACGAAUGCUUUCGAAACGGUUUCGUUCGUCGUACAUUUUGUCCAGAGCAAAGCGAAUUCGAGUAAGAUAAAUUGAUGAAAUAACGCCAGCUGUAAAUAGAGCUUACUGAUAAGGCUUAUUCAUGCAUGCUAAUAUUAUGAAAAAUUGGCAUGAAUUGAUAUUAUAUAGCGUCGCAGUGAGCGACCGAGCCAUUCUCCAAUAGGCGAUUUUAUUUUGAUUUUUAAGUAAAAUAUUUUAUCUUUUAAGUAUCGCGAACCGAUAGCUAGCAUUUCAUUCCCAGUGAUUUUUACAUUUUUAGAUUCAAUUAUGAGGUAAUUGUUUUAAGUGACAUCGACGGUGCUACCGGAGAUUGCAAAACGCAUUUAUGUUCUUUAUUAAAUUCUGAAAGUAAGAUUAAAGAAGUGAAAACGUUCAACGAAUACAAGGGAAUGUCUCAAAACAUACAAACAGAGAAAUGUUUACCCAGGGAUCAAAUCAUUCAACCAAACACCGAAAACGAUGAAAUUUCUAUUAAUUUUCUUUUUGGUGGAAGUAAAAUGUUGAAUCUCAAACAUAACUCGAGCUACGGAUAAAGUUAGUCUGUCAGGUAAUCAAAUGUUCUGCUUCACAUGCUAAAACACAUGUUCAAGUUUCACAAAACGAAGUUCCGAACAGAACUUUCUAGCUACUUAAGCAACUAUAGUAUGGAAAUGAGCAAGUUUAUACUAUCUAAAGUUCCAAGAAGCAGCUCUCAAGCUGCUUAAAAAAAAUCACAAUGAAUUUGAACGAAAUAUUACACAGGGAGUCCAGAAAGGCUCAUUGUUAACCUCGUAAGCAGCUUGAAAGUUGCUUUAGAUGCUUAUCGAAACUUGAUCGGCACAUAGUACACAUUUUUGAGAAUUUGCAUUUUACUUCCAUACCACAAACUGAAAAAAGUAGCUCAACAUCAACUGCCAUAUGUCAACUCAUCGAUUGGUUGCAUUUAAGUUCCAUAAUUCACAAACUUUUCUUAUCUCUAUUUCACAUAGUUAGAACCAGCUUUCUGUCAUUGUAAAUGUAUAUUGCAUCCAAUUCCAAAAUAUUUCAAUCUUCAAACUAACCAAUCAAGUAUACAUAAUUUACAAAUGAAUCUGAAAGGAAAAACAUCAAUGUAAAGUAGUCGUAUUUUAUAAAGUCAAGAUUUUUACACCCAAAUUUCCACUCCUCAUAGGACGAGCACACUGAAACACAUCAUCACAUUGAAUUCACACGAACACCGUACACAAACAAAAAAAACAAGGGAUCACACUCACCGAAAUCGCUACAGUGCAGACACUAUCACACACACACUCACACAACUCCCACCACCUCACAAUACAAAUAAGCCCCAUUCCGUGAAAAAAAAAUCGAAAUAGAAAAUUUCCCAAAUAAAACAAAAACAAAACACUUUUUAUACGUAUUAUACAAGAAUAGUCAUACCGAUCGAGCGCGCACGGAAUGAAAAAGUUUUAAACCAAAUCAUUGCCUAUCAGCAGAAAGCGAAUCCAGUUGAACACGAUUUGCAACAGAAAAAUGCCUAACUGAAAUGAUUUUGUAAUUCGAAAUUUAUGUAACACUGCGCUGUGUUGAAUUGGCAAGGAACAAAAAUAAAUUGGUUUCCAUUUAUACAGUGCAAACCAAAAUAAGCGACACUGAAUCGGCUGCUCUAAGUGUAGGUAUGUAAUAGAAAAUUAUUAUCGAAUGAAAAAAGCCUAAUGUAAAUAUUAAUCACUUUUGUGGAAUCGUAUUUAUUGCAUGCAGGCAGGCGAACCUGAACAUAACACAACCGGAUCGCCUAAUUCCAAGUCAAAGUCGGAAAUUGCUACGUGAUUUUUGUCCUUUUCGUGAAUCUUUUUUAACCAAUUCGGUUUAGUAUAUGCACUGAAAAAAACAGCAAAUCAAACAUGACAACAUGCACCGAAACGAAAAUUGAGGCAGAGCGAAAAAUUUGCUGGAUGGUUAGGAAAACAUCAACUUGACAGUGAGAAACCGGAGCAAACAAAACAAAAAGAUAUGGAUAGAAUAAUAAAUCCUUACGAAAAUUA